Messenger RNA from Rotaria socialis, 486 nucleotides. Lineage: Eukaryota; Metazoa; Rotifera; Eurotatoria; Philodinida; Philodinidae. The record is from the annotation of a GenBank genome assembly.
AUGAUUAAUUCAAAUACAUUUCAAACUCUUCUACUAACAAAUACAAUUAUAGCUGUAUUUUGUAUUAUUCUUUUGGUAACAUUAGCCGUAUUUAUUAUUUCGUUUAUUACGCCAUCCCUGCGACGUCAAUGGCUUGGAUAUAAAAAUGAAAAUGAAAGUAAAACUGAUGAUACAUCAUCUCUAAAUCGUCAACCAUCGUUCAAUAAUGAAAGUUAUGGUACAUCACGUUUUAAUCCAAUAUUUGAAACAACAUCAGGUGUAACAUCAACACCUCAAUUCAGUACAUUAUUUCAUCCACAUGCUACAACAGCGACACUUCUUCACCCGACUAUUUGGACUUCGAUGACUCCAUCAGCUGGUAUUGCGUCUCCUCUUACAACUAAAUCGAGACCAUCAUUGUCAACAGUGAUAACUAAACAAUCAUCAGCACCAGCAUCAUUGCGUGAUCCUUCUUCUGCUACAACAGCACCACCAAAGCCACGAUGA